CAGGAGCUACAGAGGAAGGAUCCCCUAUUCAAAUCUUAACAAUCCAGACUGCUCCUGCACUCAUACUCGUCUGCUACACUGAGAAGGAAUAGCUGAAGGAGCAGUCAGAAUGACGACGCUCUCUACAGCCCUGCUGCUGCUGCUGGUGUCUGGGAUUCCAGCUGCAAACUCUGAUAAAACUCCCAUUAGUGUCCUGGUCACAGACUCUAUAACACACACCCCUAACAAGACAUACAGCACUUACGUGGUUUACAGAGGAAUCUUACUGGGUGGACUGAGGAGACUGCAGGACUCCACCAAAGACUUUAUGUUCACCUACACAGAGGAUCCAAACUAUGGUCCAUUCCUGCAGAGUGUGAACGGUUUGCCUGGAGGUAAACAGAACCGUACCUACUGGGAGCUGCUGGUCAACACAACAAAAAACCCAAUCAUCAGACCUGAUGUUGGUAUCGGAUGUUACAUUCCUAAUGCAAAUGACCAAAUCAUCCUGAAAUACACCAAGUACUGAAGAAUCAGCAGCCACAGGACAUCAAAAUGGGACCAGAAUCAGAUUCAAGUGUUUCAUUAUAUGUUUCCUAGCUUUUAUUCAGCUAAGAUGCAUUGUCUUGAAUGUGUGAUCAUUAUUUUAUGGGAUUUCACCUUCACCUGGAAUAUCUUGGCUUAAGAACUACACGGUUUCCUGCUCAUUACUCAGUCUGUGGAAUGACACUUUAAUAUACUUUAUUAUGCUUUCUAGAUAGCAGGGUUAGGGUUAAAAUAAGAACAGCAUCCUUUACAGCAUUAACUGAUUUUUAGGUAAGGUUAAUUCUAUUUUCUGGUCAAACUAAAAAACAGAGCACUGUUACGGUCCAAUCAGUGCUUUUCCUGCAUCUAGCUUUUAGAUGUUAGUCAUUGUUGUUCAUCAUUGUCCAACACCUGACUGAUGACAGAAAUGCAAUGACAGAAACGCCUCCUCCUGUCUUGUCAGAGGUUCUGAAGUUUGUACGAUGUGAAUUUUGUCUUUGCUGGUUCCUAAAUAACUCACCAAAAACCGAAGUGUACAAUAUGUAUAAUUUUCUGCUUGUGAAUACCAUCUUCAGAAACACGU
This is a messenger RNA of Morone saxatilis (striped sea-bass), 1087 nucleotides long. Its product is annotated as transcobalamin-1-like. Gene Ontology annotation, biological process: cobalamin transport. NCBI's taxonomy places the organism in Eukaryota, Metazoa, Chordata, Actinopteri, Moronidae. The transcript has 5 exons. The coding region runs from base 110 to 508 and encodes 132 amino acids. Gene Ontology annotation, molecular function: cobalamin binding. The record is from RefSeq and is a predicted model, not a curated record.